Dicentrarchus labrax (European seabass) is the source of this 1848-nucleotide messenger RNA. It is a transcript of the gene cldnj, whose product is annotated as claudin j. NCBI's taxonomy places the organism in Eukaryota, Metazoa, Chordata, Actinopteri, Moronidae. The transcript is spliced from 3 exons. Gene Ontology annotation, biological process: bicellular tight junction assembly; cell adhesion. Gene Ontology annotation, molecular function: structural molecule activity. The record is from RefSeq and is a predicted model, not a curated record. Gene Ontology annotation, cellular component: bicellular tight junction; plasma membrane. Bases 585 to 1220 code for a protein of 211 amino acids.
UGAAAACCCCCAUCUCCCCUUAUUACCUUACAUAUUUGGAUUGGAUCCAGAUGUUUCUUUCCAUUUUUGGAGUAAACAACAGGCCUAUAUAAACCUAUGUUCGAUGCAAAAUAGACAGAGUUGUUCAUUUGGCUGGAUGCUCUCCAAGCUCCUUGAUGCUUGUAUUGAUGCUGAACUUUUUGUAAAUAACCUUUAUAUAUACAAUCAAGACGGUGUCAGCGGACUUCUCUUCAACACAUCUUCACAUCAUCACUACUCAAUAUACAACAAGAAUUUGGCGUCACGAACUCCGGACAUGCUGUGACCUGCUGCCUCGCUGACGACUUCAACGUACUGACUCCCGCAUCAAAUGCCGGCAAAUAGGUCUGUCAACUGGAAUCACUUGGCAUAGUGUUUGCCAUUUCCCCAACAUCUCCAUCCUGCUGUCUUCUCACUUCUGUGGAAAACUAUCGAUAAAUCAAGUGGGACCCCUGGACUGCAGAGUGCACAUUUUGCUCCCAAGACCACCAAUAGAAGGCUGCAACCCUUCCGCCUUUAAGGAUUGACAUCACUGCAAGGGUGUGAGACAGUCUGCACUGUGUCCCAUGGCUCUACAGGAGCUCGGUAUCAGCCUGUCCAUGAUUGGCGUUGCUGGGACCAUCCUGAUCUGCGCUCUGCCCAUGUGGAAGGUGACUGCAUUCAUCGGCACCCAUCUGGUGGUCAUGCAGGUGUUCUGGGAAGGUCUGUGGAUGACCUGUGUCAGUGAGUACACAGGUCAGCUGCAGUGUAAGCUUUAUGACGCCCUGCUGGACCUGUCACCAGACCUCCAGGCGGCCCGCGGCCUCAUCUGCAUCAGCCUGGUGCUGGGAUGUUUGGGAUUCCUCAUCUUCCUCCUGGGAGCACGCUGCACCAACUGCCUGGGUCACCCGAGGAUCAAGGCUCGUUUGGUGGUGAGCUCUGGGGCCAUUUUCUGCCUUGGGGCUCUCACCACCAUAGUUGCUGUUUCCUGGACGGCCAACUCCAUCAUUACUGACUUCCACAACCCACGCGUCCCUGAGGUGUUGAAGAGGGAGCUUGGAGCGGCCAUAUAUAUCGGCUUUGUGACAUCUGGGCUGCUGUUCUGUGGGGGAGCCAUUCUGUGCACAAGCUGCCCACCACAGAGGGCCAGGUUAGCCUCCAGUGGGUACACACUGGCCAGGACAAACAUACACAGCAGCUAUGCUAUCAAGAACUAUGUGUGAAGUGAGAACUGAUGGCUGAAUACAUAUUGUUUAAAACAAGUUAUCACUGUAUUGAACUGUGUGAUAUAAUGCUGUUGGUCAUGUAUCAAUAAUAUACAGUUCAUAUAUAUAUUUUGAAAAAGACAACAUGUUUAAAUAUAUGAAAAGACUCAAAAAGUAUGCUUUACAAAACAUUUUAUUAUGUUAUUUCUCUUUUGGGUGAGUGGAUUUGACCAUUAUCAAUAGUUUACUUACCAGUCAGUGUCAAUAUCAACAAUUUGCAGAUGUUUAUCAAUGUUCGUGGUUGUCAUGAAAAGUGCAGUUGAAUCAUUAGAUUUUAAUAUAGGGGAAAUAUAUGUAGCCAUGUGUUUAAUACAGCUUUAAUUAACUUGUGAAAUAGCUGCAAUUUGUCAAAAUGAAUCAUGAUAUUGAUUUCCUUGGUCGUAUGAAGAAUGACUUUGUUGCCAGUUCCUUUCACAAAGAAAGUCAGUGAAUUGAUUUGUAUCCAUGUAGCUGACUGUGCAUGCAUAGUGGAGGAUUACAUUAAUCAAUUGUUUUAGACACUAUUUUUAGUUAAAUGAAUACUUGAAAUAACAAAAGCUUGUGUGCGUGAUUUGCAUCUUAAUUCAAAAUAAAUACUGUGAACCUG